CAGUUUUCUGUGUGCCAUGCAGGUCAUGACAUUGAAGAGAUUCGUUGCAGAGCUUUAACCAACCUAUUGUGCAAGCUUGAGCAUCGACUCAUUCAGGAGGCAGACCUGGUUCAAGAGCGCCACCUGUUGAUUGGUCUGUUGGAAUGGUUUAACUUCAAGUCAUGCCCUCAGAAGGAAGAGGUGCUGUUGCUGAUUCAUAGACUUGCGAAGCACCUCUCUGCUUCAGAACACUUGGUAAAGAUUGGAGCAGUCCAGUUUCUAUCUCACCUGAGGCACGACGUUGAGGAUAACCUACAAGCAUCCAUUGAUGGCACUCUAGAACUACUAUUAAACCUCCCUGGAGAAGUCACUUCUAAUGCUUCCUAUGAGCAUUGUUUUUAUAAGGCACAGACAACAGGCCACAAUGGAGACACGGCAUCCAUUUUCAGAUCCUUGACACUGUCACCAGACAUGGCCAAUGGCUACUUCCAUCUUGAACCUCCAUCUCCAACAGGCAUCAUCAAGAGCAAAUCAAGAAGGACAAUUUUACAAGACCAAUGUCCAGGUCGUGAAGGAAUAUGUGGAGUGAUAUUUUCUACAUUUCCAUGGUUACCUCUGACUGCUACAGAUGUUCAUGUGCUUACAUCAACAAACAACUCUCUGUGUAGUUCUGAAGCACAAGUUGUGGUAACAUCCUGUGAUUUCAUCAAUGAUGUAGUUUUACAUGACUUCCCUGCGGAGAUCUUCCUUCAGAGACCAAACAUUAUACAAAAUCUUCUAGCCCUUCUGGCUGACCACCCCCAAGAUGAUGACAACAAGGCUUGUGUUACCCAGCAUGCCGUCGACUGCCUUACUAACAUCUCUUUACUGCUCAUGGCUCGUUUCCAGUUCUACCAUGAUCCUGCACUCUACUGUCCAAAGCAAGAGUUCCUGUCUAGGACCAAUUCAACAACGUCAUCUGUCGGAGGAGAGCAAUCACACUCCACCAUCCAAUCCACAUUGAGUUCAGAGUCUAGACCCUCCAUCAUAGGAAGGACCAACAGACGUGUGAGUGGAGAUGGAAGAGACUGGGAUUCUCAUAGCUCUGUAGGUUCUAGCCCCCUCUUACCCAGCUCCAUCACCCCUCCAGCGGUGGACCCUGAGACAGAUUCUGAUGACACCAUCGUCCUGCAAUUCUCCCAGAUGACACUGCCACAGUUCACCCUCGAUGUCAUGCUGCAGGCAUUGAGUCUUCUCAAGGUCAGCUCUUUGGAGCUCACCUCUCAUCUCUUUCAUCUCCUCCACCAAGCUUUUCGUCUCCUCAGCAUAGCCAUGACCGCAGACAUCUGGCAGGACAAGAGUGUAUCUGGAAGACUGCUGACUGACAAACUGAGUGAAUGCCUUGAAUCUAUGGGAGGUCUCAUCCAUCAUCACCAUCAGUCUGCUCACAAUGGUCACAUGACAAGUCAACAGAGAACACAUCACAUUCAAAUCUACCAAGCCCUAGCUUCAUUCACCCUUGCAAUCAUCAACCAGUUUGCUCCUGUAUCAAAGCAGGCCCAGGAUCUAAUUCCUGAGGAGCUUUCCACAGCCCUAGGUCUGCUACUAGUUGAUGCAGGAUUCAACCUUGCCUAUCCCGAGUGCAUCAAAAAUCUUCAGCACUAUGUCAAAUCUGUGAGCCCAGAACAGCAUUCCAUCUUCACUGAUAUGGAACAAAUCAUCUUGUCCAUGCAGAGUGCAUGUGCCCUUGUGAAAGGAAAGAACUCUUUGAAACUGCAUGACCAGGUUGAACUGGCUCAGGGCGCAUGUCUUGCAUGGUCCUACUAUGGGAUGAAUGAUAUCAUCGAGACGUUAGUCCAACUCUCCUCUGACAUAUGCAGAUCCAGAGAUGAUUCCAGUGGUAGUGCAGAUGAGAGAUCUUGUCAUUCAACAUUGCUACACUACCUAGCACAUCCAGAUCUCAGCUGCAGAUCACACACAUACAGAGCCUGCCUCAAAAUUACCAAGGACUCACUGAAGGUUGCAGAAGCAGUACAUCCAAGGUCAGAGGUCAGCCAUCAUGUGACAUUUCUCCUUGACCCUGCCGUCCUUCAUGAAAUAGCAUGCUAUGGCCUGGAUGAUUCAAAUGAAGAGGUUCAGAAAAUGAGUGAGUCUAUACUCCUCACAUUGCUGCAGGGUCGUCUCCUCAUGAGCCAGGCAUUGUGGGAUAAAUUGCUACAAGCUUUUAUUCCCAUCAUGCCCUUGCUGCAGGCCCAUGCCAGCAACAGUCUAGCUGUAAGCCAUUGUGCCAAUGACCUGAUCAACAAGUGCAAAGACCCAGCAGUUUUUGGAUCCUAUUCCAGACUACCAGCUGUAGAACAGAUCCGAGGUGGGCUGAGGAUGAUGUUCAGUAAAGACUUCAGGGUACGUGCUGAGGCCUCCUCGACUCUCCUGUGGCACCUGCUCAACGAGCCUGAGGCAGAGCUCAAGCACCCCAACCUCAGUCCCCUACCCUCUGGUGUUGAAGACCUGUUUGUCUUUCACACCAAGACUAGUCUGGAUAAUCACAAUGGGAUGUCAGUGUUUCAGGAGGAUGGUUUAUUGCAAGUAUUAAACAUCUUCACCUCUGAGAAUGAAGAGAGAGACCUGAAGAAAUCAGCACUCCAACAAAUGGCUAUCAUCUUACAAGAUAGCAGACUGCAUCACACCUUUGUAUCCCACGGGGGUAUGGAGAAGAUGAUGAAAACCCUAGCAACCAUCAUAAUCCCUACAGCACAAUCCAGUAUGACAUGUGAGCUGGUACCCCCUCUAGUCUCUAUCCUACGCCAUCUAGUGCAUGCUAACACAGCUAGGAGAAGAAAGAUGGUGCACCAGUCUGGAUUGUACUUGAUGCUGCUCAGAGCCUCUCUGAUCUGCAGAGGCUCAGAGGAAGCCAGGCAGGAGAUUGCUCAUCUGCUUACACUCCUCAUCUUUGAUGAGACAAUCACCAUGGCAACAGAUAACCAGCAUGGCUCCAGGACAGUCUGUUUCCCGUUGGUCAUCACUCAACACUUUCAGCUUCCAUUCAGAUGUGGUAUAACAUCUUCAUCCCGUGCUCAUCGAUUGGCUCCUAGACCCAGUCCAGACCCCCUGAGACAGCCUGAGAACUGGUCCAGGAUCAAACUGGAAUGGAUGAAGGCCAGGACUAUCGGUCAAGAUGGUCUGAUGCAGGCCCUCCUGCAUGAUGACAUAAUAACUGUUGAAUAUAGCUCUGAACUGUUACUUGAACCAGAUGAGAGAGCUCUGUUGGCCACAUCAUACCCCCCAACUUGUCUUCAUCAGUCUCUCCAGACAAUUAUAGCUGCUACCUCCCAUUUUACAGUGAAGCAGGCCAUUUGUCAACUGUCUCUAAUGAAGCAGUGGGCUAGGCUACAACAAAAUAGGGGGGUUACUGAAGGAGGGGAGAUGUCAAGUUUAACGAGAGCACUGCUUAAUUUUGAUUGGAAGGCAGCAUUGAACAGAUUUCUUGCAGUUAUUCCAGCCAACAACGAAGACGAGCACCUCCUAGCUCUCCUUCUCUCCCUGCUGUCCCAACUCCUGAGAUCCCCCGACCUUGUGACCCCCGACCUCAUUGAGUGGGUCGGGUCAACAUGCAGUGGGGGCAGGCUCUCGCUUGUGGAGCUCCUGGGGAAUUACCCCCCUGCUGGUCAGAUGGGAGAGGGGCAGACUGAUGGGAGAGGGAAGGGGAAGGAGGGGUCACAAGCUCUGGUGAGGAAAGAGAUUCUGAGGUUGCUGACUGGCUUUGUGCAGAAUCUCCCACUGUCACAAGAUGCAUGGAGGCGAAGAGGGAUCUUCCUAGGUGGUUCCCUCGUUCAUGGUCUACUCGGAAGCUUGGACCUUGCUGAUGCUCUACAUUUCUAUGAUCUACCUUCCCUUGAAAGCACACUACAUUGCCUUGUCCAUGUAACUGCCAGAUCUGGUUGGAGUCUUGACUGGGCUGAUGGGGAUAGCCUCACUCUCUGUCAACAGAUGCUCAAAUCCCUUCAGGAGGUUGUAUCAGCGUUCCAUGUUGGCAGAGGAGGUACUGCUAUGUCAUACAUGGGAAAGGGUGUUACCAAGAGUGCUACACUCUGUCUACUUCACCUCACCAGAGAGAUGGCAGCAAGGGCUGUAGACAAGAGCUGGCCUAUGGAGUGGCUAUAUACCAGCAAAGGUUCAUCAGAAGCGGGCUUUGCAUGGCUUACUCCUCUACUCUCAUACAGAGACCCUGAGGUUCGAGCUGCUGGUCUUAGCAUUGCUGCAUCCCUUGCUUCCAAUGAGCAGGGUUGUGUUGCCAUAGCAACUUGUUUCCAGCAGCAGACAGGGGGUGUCUGGGGGCUGGCUCUCUCAAUUCUACUUGAUCAUUCAGAAUGCAGUGUAGUCAGGCAACAGGCAGCAUCAUUUCUUGCCAAUCUACUGCUGCAGCCUUUAACCACCGAUGACGUACCCACAGGUCAGAAAUCCAGACCCUCUGGUCAUCAACAAAAGAUUGGCAUCGCUGGACUCUCUGCUGUCAAUGCUUUACUCCAGUAUCAUCGCUUCUUCCCUGAGAUAGCCACUAUGUUCACCCACUACUACCCAGACCCUACCAUCCAACCCAUCAGUAUAGUGGAAGAUUCCACUCUACCAUCAAGCAUGCAAAGCGGACCUCCUACACUCACCACACCAGAUUCAUCUGAAAAUGAGGAUAGUAUAAGACCUAGUCAGUCAAGAGGUCAGAGUUCACAGGAUGGUAGAGAGAGGAGACAUCUAGAGAUGAGAUCCCCCGAGGGUCAAUCAAUAUCCUCUCAGGAUACCGUCUCCAGCUCUUCCUCUGGGGUCACAGGAGGUCGCUAUGAGAGUGUCGUGACCCCUGGCCUGAUGACCUCUACAACAUGCAUUCUUACCAACCUCCUAGCUGUCCUUCCAAGUGAUGUGGUCCAUGCUGUUACAAAGGAAAACAUCCUCCAGACAUUGCAAGGAGUUAUCAACGUCAACCGCAUCCAGUUACUCCUCCAGCAAGCCACACCUUCUUCCUCUGAGAACCAUGCCCCCUUGCAAACAGACCCCGCCCACUCCCCUACAUCUUACUACGCAAGCCAGGUCCAGCUGUGCAGACAGAGCUCUAUGUGUACAGCUGUCCUGAGAUUUUAUCUAGCAUGCUUACAACAGGACACGCCUACCCUGCUUGAUGCAUUGCAUGAUGGGAAGCUUAUUGCUAAAUGUUGCCAGAUUCUCACCCUGCAGCUGCCGGAGCAAGGAGAUGCCAAGCUAGCAACUGGGGUCCAUGACCUUUGGAGGGUAUCAUUUGAGUUUCUGACAAUGCUCUGUCAUCUCUCAGGGUUAGAACACCUCAAUACUGUUCUUGGAAGGAGCUGGAAGAAUAUCACAGGCUGCAUCAUAUCUGUUGUGAGCAAGACCAGUCCUGCAUCAACCCGCAUCACUGCUCUCAACUUUCUCUCUGUCAUCCUCAACAAGGCUGAGGAGGAGGAGGAGGAGAAAAGGAGGUGGAGCCUCCCUACAAGGAAUGUAGAGGAUGGAUGCAAGGAGACAACUGCUGAAAGCCAAGAUGAGAAGUCUCUCGUGGUGAGGCUUUUGGAUGGGAGAAAAGAACAGCGAGGUACAUCAGCUGGUAAUGAGCUGUGUGAAGCCUUGUUGAAGGCCUAUGAUGGUUUCCUACCGAGGUCUACAGGACCAUGUCUAGCCAUGGAGAAAUCAUCUGUCUUCUCUGCUCUCAAAGUCCUACUUGCCAUCUCAGAUACAGCCAAGAGCCAGGCUCUAGCAGCUGGACUAGUAGAGACUACCAUUGCCACACUGAGACAGAUCCAUGCUAAACUCAUCCUAGAGAGUCUUCACAUGGACAAGACCAAUGCAAAGAAGAAGGAGGAUCCAAUGUUUGAUGAGCUUCAGUCUUUGUUCGAUCUUCUCAACAAAAUCAUGGUGAACAGCCAUGAUGUCAAGAUGGCAGCUCACCAGGCAGGCCUAGGUGUGAUUAUUCAUAAACUGUGGGCUUGGCUUGGUUUGGACAUCAAGCUCAUGACUAAUACACUCUUACUUCUCACUACCUACACUGCUCGAUGCCCUGCUGUGUGCGCAGCAAUUGCAUCUUGUGGACCUGGACAGACUGGUAACUCAAUCAUGCACUAUCUGAUAAGACUGGUGGAGAGGGAGAAACUAAAGGUGGAGAAAGGAACAGAAUCUGGCUUGCUAGCUCAGGUUUUCUCCAUACUAGGCAAUUUGGUUUGGUAUGGAGAAUGCAGGAAUGUCUUACAAAAGAGUGGAUUUCUGGGGUCAUUCAUCAAGGUCAAACUUCCCAGAAGCUCCAAGCAGACCAAGAAUGCUGCCAGCUCACACAUGUUUGCUGCCCUCUGGCUCCAGCUCCUGACCAAUCUCACUUUUGCAAUGGAAGGCCAACAAAUGGUCAUGAGGAUUCCAGAUGCCCUAGAUCUGUUAAUUGACUUCACCCAGUGUCCAGCUCCUACUCUCCAAGACUCUGCCUUGCUGGUUCUACACAAUCUCUGCUAUCUGACUGUCAAUAAAACAAGAUUACUUGCAAAUGAUAAAUUGGUCAGUCUCUUUCUGACCAUUUUGACCAAUGGAGACCUAAAAACCCAGUAUACAGUGACCAGUGCCUUGUAUGCUCUCAUGUAUGACAGCCAGAAGGCCAAAGCGUUAUUGAAACCAUCUCGUCUGAGCUUGAGUCUCAAGGAGCUUGAAGUGGUCUUACAGAAAGAGAUGCAGCACCCUCAGCCCCCAGCCACUCUUAUUGAGGCAACAAGAAGAGACAUGGCUACUAGGUGUCAGUUUGUUACAUCAGCCAUCACAGCUCUUCUGCAGGAUUGAAGACUCAAUUACAUGGGGAACAAACAGAGUUGGGUACAAAGUCAUUCAAAAUUGUACUUUAGGAUUGAAUCCUCAGACAGAGGGAACAAGAAAAUAUGUAGGUACCAAAGAGAGUCUGGUACAGCUUUUCAACAGGACUAAAUCCUCACUGUGCAUAAGGCAACUUCUUCUUAUAGAAAAAAAUAUCCCCAUUCGGAGUGAUGCAACAAGAAGAGACAUGAGUUUUCAGUUUGUUAUAUCAGCCGAUACAGCUUUUCUACAGGACUGAGUCCAUGCUCUGAUCAAGGAAAUAAGAAAAGACUUGGACACCAGAAUCUGGUACAGAUUUUUGACAUGACUGAAUCUUCACUGUAAACGAGGCAAUGAGAGUGACAUUGUUAUCAAGUGUCGGUUUGUGAAUAUGGGUGUGUGAUAUUUUUUCCAAAUUCUAUUUACACAUUCUGUAGGCAAAAUACAAUUUACUAAUGCUGAUGGUUAUUUCAAAACUGAAGUGUCAUUUAUUAAAGGUAAAGACCAGUUAUGGUCAUGCGAUUGCAUUGUGAAAGAAACGUUGUGGAAUCGAUCAG
Strongylocentrotus purpuratus (purple sea urchin) is the source of this 7343-nucleotide messenger RNA. It is a transcript of the gene rttn, whose product is annotated as rotatin. NCBI's taxonomy places the organism in Eukaryota, Metazoa, Echinodermata, Echinoidea, Camarodonta, Strongylocentrotidae. Gene Ontology annotation, biological process: centriole replication; ciliary basal body organization; centriole-centriole cohesion. Gene Ontology annotation, cellular component: centriole; ciliary basal body; centrosome. The transcript is spliced from 44 exons. The record is from RefSeq and is a predicted model, not a curated record. The coding region runs from base 451 to 6777 and encodes 2108 amino acids.